UCCCCCCGGAGCCCCGUCGCGCUGACCCCGCGGUCCCCCCGGAGCCCCGUCGCGCUGACCCCGCGGUCCCGGCUCCCGGCGGCGCUGAGCCCGGGGGCACGUGACACGCGCCCAUAUGACCUCCCGGAGUCACGUGACAGGGGCGGGCCCAUUGGUUGGCCAAUCAGCGCCCGGCGCGCGCACGUGGGAGCGGCUUCGCGGGCCGGGCCCCGGGGGGCAACGGAGGGGUCCCGGGGCCGGCGGUGCCCGUCCGCAGGGGUCCCUGUCCCCAGGGCUCCCAGCGCAAGCGGCACUGCCUUGGCAGCUGGCAGCACAGCGGUGGUGCCCUGGUGGGCACAGCCGGGCACAGCUGAGCGCUCGGUGAUGUCACCAGGCACAGUCGGCCACUGCCGGGGGCCACUGGGCACCACGAGGCACGGCCUUGGCGCUGCUGGGCACUGCCAGGUGUCACCAGACGCUGUCAGGCACCACAGGACACAACCGGCUACAGCCAGGCAAUGAAGGGCACAGUACACACUGCUGAGCACCGCUAGGUACAACUGACCACCCCUGGGCCCAGCUGGGGGCAGCUGGGCACAGACAGACAGGGUGUUACCAAGCAUUGUGGCAUAGAGGGACAUUGCUUGGCACGACUGAGCGCUGCAGAGUAUCACCAGGCACUGCCUGGCACCAUGGGCACAGAUGGGCACUGAUGGGUACUGUGUGGAGUGCCAGUAGGGUCCAACUGUGCCCUGGCUGUGUCCCAUCAGCCGCAGGGUGCCCUCCCACCCUGCCCUGUAGGCACUAGGACCCCCGAGGCAGCCAGGCUGUCCCAGCCCAGCGGGGCUGUCCCGGUCACCUCCUCACGGCAGCUGUGAUAGGGACGGUUAAAAAUAGCGGCGGCAGCAAUGGCUGCCCGGUGCCGGCUCGCCACCAGCUUCCACCGCGUCCACGGCGCCAACGUCCAGCUGGACGCCUCCCGCAUGCGGGCCACACGAGUGGAGAGCUUUGCCAACGGGCUCUGCUUCAGCCAGGAGCCGCUGGCGCCGGGGCAGAUCUUCCUGGUGGAGAUCGAGGAGAAGGAGAAGGGCUGGUGCGGGCACCUGCGCGUGGGGCUGACGGCCCACGACCCCCAGAGCCUCGAGGUGGUGCCCGAGUACUCGCUGCCAGACCUGGUCAACCUGGGGGACACCUGGGUCUUUGCCAUCACCCGCAGCCACAACCGCGUGCAGCCGGACGGGGAGGAGGCGCCGGCACGGGCACGGUGCCCGCCCUGGGAGCCCUUCCUGCUGGUAGCGCAGGUGCGGAUCCCCCGCGACGCGCUGGUGGGGCGCAGCCGGCCCGGCCGCUACAGCCACAUCCUGGACGAGCUCUACAGGACCAACGCGCUGCCAGCCACCGCCCGGCGCAGCCGCAUCGGCGUCCUGUACGCCCCGCAGCCCGACGGCACCGCCGACAUGCACAUCAUCAUCAACGGAGAGGACAUGGGGCCCAGUGCCCGCCGCCUGCCCGCCACCCGCCCGCUCUACGCCGUUGUCGAUGUCUUCGCCUCCACCAAGAGCGUCCGGGUCAUCCCGGUGGAGUAUGGCUUGCCCUCCCUGCAGACCCUCUGCCGGUUGGUCAUCCAGAAGCACAUCAUCCACCGCCUGGCCAUCGACGGCCUGGAUCUGCCACCACCACUCAAGAGCUUCUGCAAACACGAGUGAGGUGUUGAGGACUCUGCCCUGGCUUGCCCCUGUGCCAAGAGCUCCCCCACAGCAGCUGGCCAGCUGCCUGGGAGGAGCUGUGCCCCUGGCUGCCCCCUUGCCCACCACACGCUGCCACUGGGCUGAUGAGUGGGCAGUGCACAGAAUGGAGUCCCCUCCUCACAGAGGGGUGCAGUGGGGCCGGUGACACAGCUCAGAGUGAGCAAUAAAGUGAUGCCAGACAGAAA
This is a messenger RNA of Pogoniulus pusillus (Red-fronted tinkerbird), 1912 nucleotides long. It is a transcript of the gene NEURL2, whose product is annotated as neuralized E3 ubiquitin protein ligase 2. Lineage: Eukaryota; Metazoa; Chordata; Aves; Piciformes; Lybiidae. Bases 888 to 1685 code for a protein of 265 amino acids. The transcript is spliced from 2 exons. The record is from RefSeq and is a predicted model, not a curated record. Gene Ontology annotation, molecular function: ubiquitin protein ligase activity. Gene Ontology annotation, biological process: intracellular signal transduction.